UCGUAGAAUAGUAUCAGACAACAUUGUAAUAGUAUUUUAUACGGCUGGUAGGCAAUUGAUAACGUAAUCAUCUAUAUUCUGUAUUUCUGUUGUACUACUAUAUAGUACACCUAAGGUGUCUAUAGUAUCUACAACUUUACUGUUCGUCUACUUCUUACUGCUUAGUAUAGUAGUAUCUGAUAUCUGCACUCUUCGAACAUUUUAUACGAUACAUCACGUCUGAGAGGAGCUAUGGAUUUUGAUAGCCCCGAUGUCGAAAAGGAUUUCCCAGGCUUGUAUACAUCCACAGAAAUCGGACACAAAGAUUCUGACGGUAAACGAAAAGAAAAAAAAGACCGUGGUUAUGCAGCGCUGGAAGGUGAAAGUUCUCCAGAAGAAGAGCCUGAUACAAAAAGUCCUUCAAAAAUAAAAAAAAUAAAACCAUUUAAAUUUCCUACAAAAAAAGAAAAACAUGAGAAGCUUAAAGAUAAAGAUUCUAAAGACAUUCCUAAAGAAAAGAAAAAAGAUGGAGAAAAGGAUAAAAAAAAAGAUAAACCCAAAAAUAAAAUAAAAGAAAAAAAGAAACAGAAAGGAUCUGAUGGAAAAGACACUAUAGACAUAGGUUCUUUAUAUGAAGAUCAACCCGUUUUUGGAGUUCCAUUAGAAAUAUCAUUUGAACGAAAUCCAUGCCAUGAUGAUAUACACUUACCAUUAGUUCUGAGAAAUUGUAUCGACUAUGUACAAAUGCAUGGUUUAUGUACUGAUGGUGUUUAUAAAGUGCCAGGUGUGAAAUCUAAAGUACAAAACCUUAAAAUUCAAUAUAAUAGACGACAAUCUGUCAAUUUAACUGAUUAUGAUUUAGCUGUUGUUACAAGUCUAUUGAAACAAUAUUUAAGAGAACUUCCUGACCCCAUAUUGACAUCGGACCUUUUAUCAAAAUUUGAAGAUGCUGCCGAAACACAAAAUAGUGAAUCGGCAAAGUUGUUAAUCUCAGAACUUCCACAAUGCAAUAAGCAUACACUCACAUGGUUAAUAGUUCAUUUUGCCAGUAUCAUAGAAAAUGAAAAAUAUACCAAGAUGAAUACUACUAAUUUUGGUUGUGUUCUCUGCCCUGUUCUUCAAAUGUCUCAAACGUUAUUUUCAUUCCUUGUUACAAAAAAAAAUGACUUGUUUCCUUCUGCUGUUUUACAUAAAUAUAUACCGCCUUUAAGAUGUGCAAGCCCUUAUUUACCAUCAGGUAAAGAAGAAAUGACUAUUGAAUUAAAAAAACAAGAAUCACUUCUUGGUUACAUUCACCGUGAAAUGAACGCUGGUUUUGUAUGUAAAACUAAAGAAGAAGAGUUAUGGGACGUACAAAGAAUUAUUACACAAUUGAAAAGAAAACUUAAGGUAUUAGAAAAGGAUAACCACAAAGUUUCAAAAGAAAAGACUAAAAUAGAAGACCAGAUGAAUGGGAAGUUUGAAGAAGUUGGAACUCAAACAGCUCUAGACAGACAAAACUCUAACAACAGUGUAUCUGUCAAAGCUGAAGUAGUAUCAAUAACAAGUGACACUAUUAAUAUUUCAAACUGUGAGAGUUCAUUAGUUGAUGAAGAGAUACAAACAACGACUUCAGAUAGUGAUAAUGAAGAAUUAGUCUUACAGUAUGAAUCUGAAGAAUUAAUGUCACUCAUUGCAAAUAUAAAAGAUUAUAUAGUGCAAGAAAAAUGUGAAAUUGAUAAACUGUACACAAAGUUGGCAUCAGUUGGAAAAAUUGUGAAUGCUAGAGAAUAUUUCAUGUAUCCAAUUGAUGAAACAACAGUUGCUAACAAUGCAUUGUUAAGUGAAUAUAAAAUGCUGCAAUUCCAGAAAAUGAACUUAUUAAAAAGUAUAGAAGAAGAACGAGAGGCCAUACUUGAUUUGAAAAUACAAAUAAAACUAGCAAAACGUAAACAUGUUUCAGUUUUGUAAAAUGCAAAAGGUGAAAUGUCAAAACUUGUUUUAAUUUUAAUAUGUUAGUUAAUACCCUAAUGUGAUGAUAUUUUUUUAUACUAUGACUAAAAAUUUUGA
Messenger RNA from Melanaphis sacchari, 2028 nucleotides. RefSeq names its product ralA-binding protein 1 (gene Rlip). The record is from RefSeq and is a predicted model, not a curated record. Bases 232 to 1929 code for a protein of 565 amino acids. Gene Ontology annotation, molecular function: GTPase activator activity; small GTPase binding. NCBI's taxonomy places the organism in Eukaryota, Metazoa, Arthropoda, Insecta, Hemiptera, Aphididae. Gene Ontology annotation, biological process: small GTPase-mediated signal transduction. The transcript has 11 exons.